Messenger RNA from Pogona vitticeps (central bearded dragon), 2250 nucleotides. It is a transcript of the gene FNTB, whose product is annotated as farnesyltransferase, CAAX box, subunit beta. Gene Ontology annotation, molecular function: protein farnesyltransferase activity. Gene Ontology annotation, biological process: protein farnesylation. Gene Ontology annotation, cellular component: protein farnesyltransferase complex. Lineage: Eukaryota; Metazoa; Chordata; Lepidosauria; Squamata; Agamidae. The record is from RefSeq and is a predicted model, not a curated record.
GAGUGGAGCGUAGCAGCACGUUCAGAACUUUCUUGACCGCCGCGAGCUGCCGUAGUCGGGCUUUCGCUCGCUGCUUCUCGGGCUGCCACCCUCAGUCGCGCGAAUUGAGCGACUCUCUGGGAUCAUGGCGGCAGCCGCUUCCACCCACCCGGGCACCGACGGAAGCCACCACCUUCGCGGAGGCGGCAUGGAAGCCGGUCGGGAGAGGUUGCAGGAUGAUGGAGUGCGGACCCUCACUUCGGUUGAGCAGACAAAAGUAGAAGAUAUUGUUCAAGAAGUCUUUGAUGUUUACAAGACAAACCACCAUGACCCACAGUUUGUUUUGCACCGGGAGAAACACUUCCACUACUUAAAGAGAGGACUGAGGCAGUUGACAGAUGCCUAUGAGUGUCUGGAUGCCAGCCGCCCAUGGUUGUGCUACUGGAUCCUACACAGUUUGGAGCUGCUUGAAGAGCCCAUCCCAGAGUCCGUAGCUUCCGAUGUAUGCCAGUUCCUGAGCCAUUGUCAGAGCCCCAGUGGAGGAUUUGGAGGGGGCCCAGGCCAGCACCCACAUCUUGCUCCCACUUAUGCAGCGGUCAAUGCUCUUUGCAUUAUUGGCACUGAAGAGGCGUACAGUGUGAUCAACAGGGAGAAGCUUCUGGAGUAUUUGUAUUCCCUGAAGCAACCUGAUGGCUCCUUCAUCAUGCACAUAGGAGGAGAAGUGGAUGUCAGGAGUGCCUAUUGUGCUGCAUCGGUGGCUUCACUGACCAACAUUGUUACACCAACGCUUUUUGAAAGGACAGCAGAGUGGAUAGCAAGAUGUCAGAACUGGGAGGGUGGAAUUGGUGGUGUCCCUGGCAUGGAGGCUCAUGGAGGAUACACCUUCUGUGGACUGGCAGCACUGGUUAUUCUGAAAAGCGAACACACCUUAAAUUUGAAAAGUUUGUUGCACUGGGUUACGAGCCGCCAGAUGCGUUUUGAAGGUGGGUUUCAGGGACGUUGUAACAAGCUGGUCGAUGGCUGCUACUCCUUCUGGCAGGCUGGUCUGCUGCCUCUUCUGCAUCGAGCAUUGCAUGCCAAAGGUGACCCUGCUCUCAGUAUGACACACUGGAUGUUCGACCAGCAAGCACUUCAAGAGUACAUCCUGCUGUGCUGCCAGUGUCCAGCAGGGGGCCUCUUGGACAAACCGGGCAAGUCACGGGAUUUUUAUCACACCUGCUAUUGCCUGAGUGGGCUGUCGGUAGCACAGCACUUUGGCAGUGGAGACCUCCUUCAUGAAGUUGUGCUAGGAGUGCCAGAGAAUCGUCUGCAGCCUACGCAUCCCGUCUACAACAUCUCCCCUGACAAAGUGGUGCAAGCUGUGAUGUACUUCUUGAAGAAGCCAGUUCCAAGCACCACAGAGGAGACCGCAGCUAACUGAGACAGAGCCACUGCCAUUGUAGACACUAUGCAGGGCUGCAUCCCGGCCAUUCAACCUGUGGUGCUGCACAUUGGCCAGUGUGGGGCCCCCAGCCGUGGAGCUGACUUUGGUUUGUUUGUUUUUCUUUCCUUGAGACUGGAUUCAACGUUCUUUGUGUCUUUUGAAAGAGCUCUCCUAGCCCUACCAAAAAUCUGUCAGGUUUUUCAGGACCUAACAGCAAAUUGCUUUUGAGGUGGCAGAUGGUUUGACAUGCUGUCUGCUCAGUCAUGCCAGAAGCCCCCUCAGAGGAGCAGUUUGGGUUUGGAACAGUGUGGCAUGUUGACAUCUUUGGCGUCUGGCAGAUCAGUUGUGUGGUUUCAUUUGCACUAUGCUAAGCAUCUUAGAAGGGCAGCUUCCUAACCAAGUGCAUACCAGCCUGAUCAAAAGGCAAUAUGUGAUUCUCCCUCUGCCUUUACAGGCAGUGUUGGUUUUGUCCAUUCAUACUCCCAAUGUAGUUUAAGUACUUGAAGGUAGGACUCGAGCUUAUAAAGUGAAGUGUGUGCAAAAUCAGCAUGUCUGAAAAGAUAAACUAGGCGGAGAACAGCGUGCAUAUCCACACUAAACAGCUGUGCAUCAGCAGCUGGAAUGCUUUUUGGGGAGUUCCUGAACAGCCCCCCAUGAAAAGCUCUUCCAUUAUGUAAAGUGAAGAGGAACAAUCUCUUCUGUGUCAAGAAAAAUGAGACAGGUGGCCCAGACCUAUGUAAAACUCUUUCUCUUGCUGAUUGGUACUACUUGCUUGCCCAAGUGUGGGAUUGACCAUGUAUUAUGUUUGUGCAUUUUAUUAAAAUAAUAUACUAAUUCCUUUCCUAUUA